Molecule: messenger RNA, 1569 nt
Organism: Pestalotiopsis fici W106-1
Lineage: Eukaryota; Fungi; Ascomycota; Sordariomycetes; Amphisphaeriales; Sporocadaceae
Exons: 3
Coding region: 1-1569 (522 amino acids)
Biological process (GO): DNA replication, synthesis of primer
Cellular component (GO): alpha DNA polymerase:primase complex
Source: RefSeq, a predicted model, not a curated record
AUGCCGCAUUCCAUCACACCAGAGAUUCCAACCCCGCCUGCUGGUGCAGAGGACACAAUGACGGAUGCGACGAUGCAAAACGGCGACAGCCAGGCCAGUAACGAUCACGACAUCACAAUGGCCGAACCACAUGCGCUUCCCAGCGAGCACAGCGUUGGGCCUGAAGAGGAAAAGAAGGAGGUCAAGCUUGAAGAUCUCUUUGCAGAUGUCGAAUCAGAUGAUGAAUUUCCGAGCUCACGGCCCGCUGAGAAUAAAAUGUCGAGUUCUCCAGAGCUGCCAUCAUCGCCAAUAGAUAAAAGCGCACCAGGCUCAAACUCGGACCCCGAGCUCAUGCGUACAUUUUAUCAGCGACUUUUUCCUUGGCGACAGCUCUUCCAGUGGCUCAACCACUCCCCAACACCAAACAAUGACUUUGGCCAUCGCGAAUUCGCCUUUACACUCUACAAUGAUGCGUAUCUGCGUUAUCAAUCCUAUGCCACAGCCGACCUGCUGCGAAAAGAUGUCCUGCGUCUCCUUCCCUCCCGUUUCGAAAUCGGACCCGUCUACACCACAAACCCGCGCGACCGCAAGACCCUGAGAAAUAGCAGCGCCUUCAAACCCUUGUCCAAGGAAUUGUGCUUUGAUAUCGACUUGACAGACUAUGACGAUAUCAGAACGUGCUGUGACAAGGCCAACAUUUGCACAAAGUGUUGGCGCUUCAUGGUCAUGGCAAUCAAGGUCAUUGACAUUGCCCUCCGAGACGAUUUUGGUUUCAAGCACAUCAUGUGGGUGUACUCUGGACGGAGAGGUGCUCACGCCUGGGUCUGCGACAAGAAGGCCCGCACACUUGACGACCAGAAGCGAAGGGCAAUUGCCGGUUAUCUCGAAGUUCUCAAAGGCGGAAGCCAAGGUGGCAAAAAGGUCAACUUGUGGCGACCAUUACAUCCGCAUUUGAGUCGGUCGAUAGAUAUCCUAGCACCUCAUUUUCAGAAAGAUAUUCUCGAGACUCAAGACCCUUGGGCAUCGGAUGAGCGAUCGACACACUUGCUCACUCUACUCGAGAACAAGUCUCUCAGCGAUGCCUUGCGCAAGAAAUGGGAUUCCUCGCCGGGCCGGUCCAGCACGUCCAAAUGGGCUGACAUUGAUACUCUGGCCAAGAACGUGCUCAACAAUGAAAAGGACAGCAAGAAAUUGAGGGACGCCAAGCAGGAUAUCGUCUUGGAGUAUACUUACCCGCGUCUCGAUAUCGAGGUUUCCAAAAAGUUGAACCAUUUGCUCAAGUCGCCGUUUGUGGUGCAUCCUGGCACCGGGAGAGUUUGUGUCCCAAUCGAUACCAAACACGUAGAAGACUUUAACCCGCUCGAGGUUCCAACCCUUCAUGGCCUGCUGGCUGAGAUUGACAGCUGGACUAGCCAGGGCGAUUUGGCAGGCGGAGUCAAGAAGGAGCCGGGCAAAAGUCUUCAGGACUGGGAAAAGACAAGUCUCAGACCCUAUGUGGAAUUUUUCAGAGGCUUUGUUAUAGCACUGAUGAAGGAUGAGCGGGAUCCAAUGGUCAAGAGGGAGAGGGAGGAAGACGGCAUGGAGUUUUGA